Messenger RNA from Loxodonta africana (African savanna elephant), 1412 nucleotides. It is a transcript of the gene STRA8, whose product is annotated as stimulated by retinoic acid 8. NCBI's taxonomy places the organism in Eukaryota, Metazoa, Chordata, Mammalia, Proboscidea, Elephantidae. Gene Ontology annotation, cellular component: nucleus. The transcript has 10 exons. Gene Ontology annotation, biological process: cellular response to retinoic acid; activation of meiosis; spermatogenesis. Gene Ontology annotation, molecular function: protein dimerization activity. The record is from RefSeq and is a predicted model, not a curated record.
AUGGGGAAGAGACCACGCGAGGAACACCUACAUGACAAAGAACACCUAGAAGGGCCCAGGGCUACCGACAAGGAGGGGCCCUUCCCUAGAGCCAGUGUCCUGAUUCGGACUUAUAGCCUCCAAAGCUCAGAGGCUGAAGGGAGGGAGACAGCUUCUCUGGGGAGGAUUGAGUGAAGUAGAGAAGAGAGCCUUGUUUUCAAUAAAGAAACCAGGCUGCCGCAGCUUGUAAUGGAGACCUCUGGAGAGGGCAGCAACCCCAGUGGCAGAGCGACAUCCCGGCCCACGGCACAGCUGCAGGAGCUUGAGCCCCGGGUGGCCCGCAGACGCCUGUCGCAGGCUCGGCACCGUGCCACCCUGGCAGGGCUCUUCAGCAACCUCAGGAAAAUCGUUUAUUCCCACUCUGACCUCGUAGCGUCAAAGUGGCAGGUUUUGAAUAAGGCGAAGACCUAUAUUCAGGACCUGGAACAAACCUUGGAUACUUUGCUGAAGCUGAAAGAAUCCUUCAACCUGGUGGAUGGAUAUGCUAGAAGCUUAGAGGAGGUCAGGAAAGAAUAUGCCAGAAUGUACUCCGGGAAGCUUACAUACAGGGUAUCUUCUGAAGAACAGAAGUCCCCUCCCCCCCUUUUUUUAAAAAAAUAAAUGUGUUUUUUCUCCAGCAGGGAACCAAAUAAGGCUUGUCAGAAGGGUGCUGAGGAGGAGGAAGAAGAAGAUGAGGAAGAGGAGGAAGACCAAGAGGAGGAAGAAGAGGAAGAGGAGGGGGAAGAGGGGGAGGAGGAGGAGGAAGAAGAAGAGAAAAACAUGGAGCUCACACACUCCCCAGGCGCCUUGUCGCCAGACCUUAUGGAAUUUGAACGGUAUCUCACCUUCUACAAGCAGAUGAUGGACCUUCUGACGGGCAAUGGGAUCAUCUCCUCACAGGAGGUGACGCUGUCCAUCGUGUCUGCAGCCAUCUCCCACCUGUGGCAGAACCUCUCUGAGGAGAGGAAAGCCAGUCUCCUCCAGGCCUGGACACAGAAACACAGUGGCCUCCCGGGCCUCAGAGGGGCCUGUCAGGAGUUGGCCUGUGCGGAGGGCAGCGUGAAGGACAGUGGUGUGGAAAGCCAGGGGGCCAGCUGCUCGCUGGUCUCCACUCCGGAGGAGAUCCUUUUUGAAGAUGCCAUCGAUGUGGCAGGUUUCCUGGACAAAAGCGAGGCUCCGAGUACUUCCAGCUCCAGUUCAGUGCUUGCCAGUUGCAACCCGGAGAAUUCGGAGAAGUAUCAGCUGUACAUGCAGAUCCUUGAAUUUUUCAAAAGCCUUUGCUGUGUGAACGUUCAGUUAAAACAGGACCCAGCCCUUGCCAUUGACGAUGAGCUGCUAAUGCUGAGGUGCACGGAAACCUUUGACGAUGAAGACCUGUGAUGCACACGGCUGGG